Molecule: messenger RNA, 3585 nt
Organism: Lineus longissimus
Lineage: Eukaryota; Metazoa; Nemertea; Pilidiophora; Heteronemertea; Lineidae
Exons: 12
Coding region: 407-2779 (790 amino acids)
Cellular component (GO): cytoskeleton
Source: RefSeq, a predicted model, not a curated record
UUGGUUGUUUUUAUAUCAAAACCAUUAGUAGUUCGCGCCCCAGAGCCCAAAACCUUCUGAGAUAACAUUUGCGAAUGGACAAAAGACAACCAAGGACCGCUGACGGAUCAUGUUUUAUCAAGAACAACUAUCCACGUUACCCGAUUGUUCGAUUGGUUCGACUACUACUUAUUUGGCCCAUUUUAAUUGUGAGGAAAAUCAUUCCAUCUGUUUGCCACGUGACAUACUAGUGUAUGCAGACACAUGCACAAAUGAAAUGACACCAGCUUUUAAUACUUGAUAUUGUGUGUACAUAUCACCUAUUAGUGUUUGAUCAUGAUAGUUGAUAUAUAGAAAACAUAUCGGCUACCCUGCCCAUUUUCGGAUUGUGUUCUUCGCCGAUUUAUUUAUUUUUUUGGUGGCCUUUAUGGUGAAGACACUUCACCAUCUGCAGGAAUGGCAGAGACCAGAGCAAGGAUACUUCUCCUGUUUAUAUACCCUGAACUUCUUAAUAGCCGGAUUAGCUAUUCUGAUUUCUGUGUCUUGCUUAGUUGGUGACGAGGACGAAUGGAAGGUCAGACUCUCAGAAGGUGUCCAUUUUGUCUUGAUCUACAUAAUUUGGAGCAUCGACAUGGCGCAUAAAGAGGAGAUUAAGACGGAGGCACAGCUUCUCGAGUUCUGCACGCACAUGUGUGAUGAGCUUAUCAGAGGUGUUGUGUACGGGGAUGAAAUCGAAAAUGAGAAUCUCCUCAAAUAUAAUGACAGUACUCUGCAUCUCGACGCGAAGCACCCGUGGGCAUCCCGUCUCAUCAACUGCUUGGAGUUACAUUAUCAGUGCACCAGCAGAUGGAGAAAGUUAAUCGACGACAGCCGAGAGGCGGACAAAGAUAUCUUAAAUAAGCUACACGAGAUUCAAAAGAAGGCACUUCACGCGCGAGUAGCGGCCACGAUUGAGGAGCUGGAGGAGUGGAAUGGUAUAAUCGAGGGUAUAACCACGGUUCACCAAGAGACUGUAGACAAGGUGCAGAGUCUAUACCAAGAAGCCUUAGAGACACCUUGUCUGAGGAAAAGACUUGCUGCUGUGGAGAAACCAGAAAGAGUAGUACCCAUAUAUAGUAUCAAAAAUAAAGAUUUGAUGUUGAAGCGUGGCGAGGAGCUUCAACUCAUAGAUAAUUCCGACAGAGUUAUAUGGAAGGUAAAGCGGGAGGAUACUGGUAAAAUUUACACAGCGCCAUCUAUAUUAUUAGUUCUUCCUGGACCAGAUGACAGAGCGGAAGAGGAAGUACAAGAACUUCACACCAAGUUGAAUGACGCCCUCUUUCGGACCACAAAGAUCGCCACCGAAAGUCUCGUCAGCUUCUUGACCACACAUCUUACAAAUGUUAAGGAGGAAAAGCGCGAAAUUCUCCAGAGUUCUGACAACGGUUUGAAGGAAUCUCUACAGGGUACACUAAGCACGUUAGAGGGCGUUGCAAACAGUCACCUGACUAAUGUUGAUGGCCAAGAGGAACUGCUUGGCGCUAUCAGAAGUCUGAUGGUCCGUGCUUCCAUGGGGUCUGGUGAUGGAACAGCUGACAGAACUGCAAGUCAGGAGAUGCGCGAUGAAUUUUCGGUCCUCUCCAACAUCAUGGAACAGUACAAGUCAAUGGUCGACGACCUGAAGAAGACUAAUAAUAACCUCGAAUACGAUCCACAGGGAGGGCUGCAGGUCCUGCGCAUGAAUGUCGGGCCCAAAUCGGACGAGGGAACCAGAAUAAGACGGUUCUGGGAAGUGACGUACAUUACCAAAGAAAUCCAACGCGUGGAAGAAGUGACCUACAUUCCCGAGUCGCCCAUGACCCCCAGCAGCGCCGGUAGUGUCGAAUACUCAGACUUCUCCUUUGGUGAACAGUCGGAGACAGCGGAGUCGGAACAGAUCACAAAUCAGAGUGGUGAGGAACGCAGGCGGUUCUUCAUAGAAGGUGUCAUCGACCCGAGAAAUGGUGAAGUAAUCUCGAUGAAGGAUGCAUGCCAGUACGGCAUCCUUGACCAGGGUAAUGGCGAGUAUGUUGACAUCUCGACAGGAGAGCGCUGUCCGAUCCCCGAGGCUAUGAAUGAUGGGAGGAUCGUUGUGACUUUCCAGACUGCUACGAAAAAGGAGGAUCGGGCCCAUUCCCUUGGGUUAGUCACGAUCAGACAUAAGCACCCAACGAAGUCGAAGAAGUACCACGUAAGCUGUGUGGUUCACCCAGUCACCGGUAAAAUGUUACAGAAAGACGAAGCCCUCGCGCAGCACAUUUUAGACGAGACCUGCUCCAUUUACAAAAAUCCGAAAUCAGGGAAUGAAAUGCUCAUCUCAGAAGCAGUCAAUCGGAAGUUGGUUUUCGCUGACGUAGACGCAGAAAGUGGUGACGAGGAGGACGAAGAACCGCAAGAGACAUCAAAGUCGUACAUCAUCAAUGCCGUAGUUGACAGGCGGUUAAAGCGCCGUAUUUCGUUCAAGCAAGCGACUCUGAUUGGUUUGAUUGACAGGGCCAGUGGCGCCUAUAAUGACAAUGUGACGGGUGAGAAGAUGUACGUGGGGGAGGCUAUAAAGCGAGGCUUCCUAAAAGCGAAAGAGAUUGACAAUCCGAAGUCUAUGGACAUUGACCCUGAUAACCACGUGGUUAUAGAAAAGGUGGAACACAUUCGACAGAAGCUGCUUCGGCCAAUCAAGGUAAUCAGGGCCUUCCAGGCGAUGCGGAUGGCUGGCAAAUUAAAGGGAAAAAAUAGUGAAAUAAAGGAGAAUGGGUCAACUACGAUCCCGGAGGAACAAGAAUAGACUAGACCAACUACAUGAAGUACAUUGACGUAUUCAAUCAAUUCGGUCCUCAGUGUAGAUUUCGUCGUUUCGCCAUUUUAAUACCACUUUCGUCCCCCAAACACAAAUAAAAACUGCAUUGCAGUUUAGCCGCAGUCGCGCAGAUUCUAAGUAAUGGUAUCCUGAGAAAGAGUGCGUUGUUGGAACAACUACACACGCUGUAAACACAUUAAUAACAAGGCAGAAUUCUGUUCACAAUUAUCCCAUGAACUAUUCCAUGCGAUUCAUACUGUAUUUGAUCUUUUCGAUGUUUUGUAUCGCAAGCGUCUUGAUCUCGUGUAUUCAUGAGGUACCGACGCUUCGACGAAUCAAGGAACGUAACAUUUCGAACAUUCAAUUCUUGGAAAAAAGUACACAAGUCGUGCUACGUGCAGCAUCAGCGAAGUAGGAAGAAGCCGGAAUCCAACCUAAGUAGUUGCUUGCAGGUCAAGCUAUUCGUUCGUGACUUCGCUUUGUUGAGACACACUGCAACUUCUACAAGUUUUCUAGAUCAAUUUUAAGCAUUUUUCACACUUUCUAUGUCACGAAUGCUAGUUACACUAUAGCGUAACAUAUUUUAUCCGAGUCGUUUUGUAUUAUACAUACACCUUUCACAUGAAAUCAUAGGUAGAUUUCCAGUUCUUUCAUUCAACAGUUCUGUACCAUUUUUAUUAUCAGCAGAAUAGAAAAGAUCUUGUUCUUAACAUACUGCAGCUCCUUUUAACACUUCAAACUUGUAAUUAAAGCUCUUAUUUAUGAAGAUGUAAUAAACGAAUUGGAAUGACGGA